Messenger RNA from Ruditapes philippinarum (Manila clam), 5221 nucleotides. RefSeq names its product baculoviral IAP repeat-containing protein 7-like. Lineage: Eukaryota; Metazoa; Mollusca; Bivalvia; Venerida; Veneridae. The transcript has 9 exons. Gene Ontology annotation, cellular component: nucleus; cytoplasm. The record is from RefSeq and is a predicted model, not a curated record. The coding region runs from base 399 to 2372 and encodes 657 amino acids.
UUGAAAAAGAUAUUUGAUUUAAAUAUAUACAUAUCUUAUACUGUUAGCUUUAAUAUAGCUUAAAUAUAACGGUUAAGAACGACAAGACUGAUAAUAGGGUUACUGGAAAAAACAUUAGGUAAAUAUUCUUACUUAAUGUUUAUCAGUCAUAAGAUACUGGUUAAAUAAUGUGUUGUUUAUAACUUGGAUAUUCGAUCGUUUGAUUCGUGCAUGAAUAAAGGAGAUUCACAUUUUGUUUUGAAAAACUGUACAGAAUAUGCAGGUUUAUUUGAAAUACAACUUGAAAAGAGACCUUAGUUUGGAAAAUGUCAUGCUGGAACUUUAUCAUAGAACAAUCUUUAUCAUCGACAACAUUUUGAUAAAACAGUCCUACAUUUUAUUCUACAAACAAAUUAUAUAUGAGCCUUGAUGAACAGGAAACUGAAAUAGCAAUGGAUUAUGGCCAUAAUAAAAAUAAAUCUUUUCCCGAUACAAGACUCCUGAAAAUAAACUAUAAAAAGAACCCGGUAAGCUGGAAGAAAGUUCUUGUUUAUAUCGUUUUACUUGCUAAUGUUUUCAAAGGCUGUCUUAUACAUCUACGCAACAGAGAAGUAUACAUUUUGACUUUAACGUCAGCCGAGCUCUUAGUAAGUCUCCAGGAAGCUUCUUUGCGAAAAGCGUCCGACUUGGUAGACAUUAACCAUUUGUACAACAUCUAUGGAGAUUGUCAUACUUAUGCCAUCUACUGGACAGUGAAGGGAAAUGCAAAAGUAUUGCCAGAGUGUCUUGAAACAUCUCAGUUAUUUAGAAAUAUUGUAAAUGAAAGCAAAAGAAUUCAGUCGUCAUCUUCAGCAAUACUUCCUGUCGAAUUUGAUAGACUUUUCAGUGAUCCUUCAGUAAGUAAACCAGUGUUAAAGAACAAAGACAAUGGCAUUACAUACAAUGUUAAUGCUGUCAUCGGAGUUUCCUAUAAGAAUGAUUUAAAUGGCAAAAGACGACGAGAAAAAAGAGAUUUUCGACAUGAGAAUAAUUUAACGCAAGAUUCAUUUUCAUUAACACGAAGUCAUUCUAACAGCAAGGUGAAUGUGCCUUUGGAAGAAACCAUAUACCCAUACACUGGGAACGAGUAUCAUAAUGUUGAAUAUCCCCAACAGAUAUCCGGAGAGCAAGAAGGCCAAGGACAAAGCUCAAUCGCAUUUUCGAACGGCGCUUCGUUCCCAACGUUACCAAGUGAUCAGUAUGGUUUUCGUUCUAGUUUAAAUCGAACACCGUUACCCACCACAGAAGCGUCCAGACUCGCUGGUGGACAUCCGAGAUAUCCAGAGUAUGUGAAUAAACAUGAACGAAUACGAUCAUAUGCAAGGUGGACUCAUAGAAAGCCAGAUCCAAAUCAGCUCAGUGAAGCAGGGUUUUUCUUCACAGACCAGAGUGAUUUGGUUCGGUGCUUUCAGUGUGGCAUAGGGCUCAAAGACUUUUCAGAAGACGACAAUCCCCUCAAUGAGCAUGUACGACACUCAAGUCGUUGUCCGUUUCUGUUAGAAUACCUUGGACAGACACAAUUAUCAAGUGUUUUGUAUCAACUGCAGGCACAAGAUCCUGAACUAAACAGACAAAGACAAUUUGAAGAAAUCAGAAGGACUAGCCCAGAAUCAAAUUAUACUGCUCGUCAUCCGGAGUACCGAAAUAUAGAGGUGCGACUUAAAACGUUCGACAAAUGGCCAAGCAAUCGUAUGCAAACUCCACGACAGUUGGCGGAGGCUGGUCUAUAUUACACAGGAUAUGAGGACCAUGUUCGUUGUUUUGCUUGUGAUGGGGGCCUUAGACGCUGGGAUCCAGAAGACGAACCAUGGACUGAGCAUUGUCGCUGGUUUCCGGCUUGUCCUUUUGCUAGAGCUGAGAAAGGAGAUGAUUUCAUUGCAUUAGUCCAAGCCUCUUCAAAUUAUGGAAAUGAGGAAAAUGGUGAAGAUUUGUCGAGUACAAUGCAGCAAAUGACUCUACGAGACCCUGUAUAUAAUGCUGCCUUAAAUGAACAUAAAGACACCUGUCUUGAAAUGGGAUACCAAUUAGCAGACUUUAAUGAAGCUGUACAGGAAAUAAGAGACAGGGGAACUGUUUUGCCACAUAUUGAGGAGAUUCUCGAUACAAUAGAAGUCAUCAAAGACAAAAAACGUCAAGCUCUUAAAGAGCGGAAGAAACAGAAUGAAACACCGAUUGAAGAGAAUCAACGGUUAAAACGUCUGGUGAUUUGUAUGUUAUGUGGAACAAACAACGUAAAUGCUUUGUUUCUUCCGUGUACUCACCAUCGACUAUGUAUGACGUGUGCAGAGCCCCUUACAAGUUGUCCAGUUUGUGAAAGAAAUAUUCGACAAAAAAUUAGAACGUAUCUUGUGUGAAUGAUUGCAUGAUCAUACAUUGUACAUCAAUAACCAGGUGUGUGUAUGUGUGUGUGUGGGGAGAGGGGGUACAGGGGGCGUGCGUGAUCGGGUGGUUAAGGUCGUUAACUUCAAACCACUGGCCUCUCACCACUGUGGGUUCGAAUCCCGACAGAAGCUCUUGCUUCUAUAUGUGAGGAAGCUGUCUUACAGAAUGUUUGUGGCCUACUAAGGUGCGCGUUCGUGUCCGAAAUAAUGCAGGGAAGGGCACCUGAGGGUUUACUCUGCCAUUAAUGCUGGAAGUCGCCAUAUGACCUAUUUUGUGUUGGUAGAGGGUUAUAUUGCAAACAACCGUUUAUAUACUGCCAUAUAACCUGUAAGGAAUAUUUAUAAAGAAUUUAGUAAAUACAACAAAUGUCCCUUUUUAGAGACUAAAGUGAGAUUUCUUCAUAAAAUAGCAGCAGCAGCAGUAUACAUAAAACUAUAUAAACGUAACAGUUAUCCCAUGAAAAGCGUUUUAUUUAUAUUGUAUAAUAAAACUAAUAUAACUUAUUUUAUAACACUGCACGUUUUAACGUAGUGAUUGGAUAAUCGUGACGUUUAUAUAGUUUUAUAUACACUGCUGCUGUCGAUUUAUGAAGAAACCUUACUUUCUUCUCUAAAAAAUGAUGCUUGCUGUAUUAUAAAUUCGUUAUAAACAUUUCUGACAGGUUAUAUGACCGUAUAUAAACGGUUGUUUGCGAUAAAACCCUCGCCUCUUUCUUAACAACCAUUUAUAUAAGGACAUAUAACCAGUCAAAAAUCUUUAUAACUUAUAAUAUACAUGUAAAGCUGUUGUACCCUUUCAUUAUUUGAAUUGCUUAAAGUUUAUAAAAUACAACAUAACUAAUUUAAAAAUAUACAUUGCUUAUCCUUGAGAAAAAUAUUUUAAUCACACAAAUUUAUUGAAAUCUGUAAAAUUCUUACUUAAUAUGUUUAAUUUGAUAAAAGAAUGAAUAAGCUACGUAAGGGAAGCUCCAGUCCCUAUAACAGGUCAAGCAAAGCUGGUCUUUCCUUUAAAAAAAUCCCUGCCAGUUGUGUGUGAGUGCGUAUGUGUGUGUGGGCGCGCGCGCACGCGGGCAUGUGACUACAUAGUUGUAUAUUUAUAAUUUAAUGAUUUGUUUAUUUGCUCGUAGUAUCUUUACAAAGUUCAUCAAUACAUGUGUAUAGUUCAACCUGAAGGAAUGCUCAAGUAUGCAGCUAUUAAUACUAGUGCAAUAGAUCAUGGCAAAUCUGUUUGUAUGUAUAUACGGUUAUAUGUUACACUGUCUGUCUGUUUUAAUUUUUUUUAUUAUCUCUGUUGAUUUUUCUUUGCUCAUUAAGGUCCUUUAAUAUUUCAGCUAUGAUAAAUACUUAAGCUAAAGACAAUUGCGUAAUUAUAUCCAUAUGAUAGAUUUCAUAAACUCUGAAGUGUUUUGUUAUAUAGUUGUAAAUAAAUAUAUUAUAAUAUGAACUUUGGAAAAGAAAAAGAAAGAAUGCGUAUUAUCAUUUAAUAAAGCUUUGACCAUAUGCAUUUCAGAAAUAAAAUCAUGCACACAAUUUUAUGUUCAUCAUAUGAAAUAAGUAGCUCUCAUUCAUUUUCUUUCCGGCAACAGAGGUACAUACCACAUGAUAUCAAGAUAUUAUUUUACCCUACAAAAUUUAUAUAAGCGCAGAUUGAUAUCACAUUAUAUAUUUGUAAUAUAAAUCCAUGAUAUGAGUAAAAGCACUCGCUUGAGUAAAAAAUUUUUGCUUUCUCUUCUCUUUAAGGGUACUAAUAAAUAAAUUAGUGUUAUGAUAGUAAAAUGUACAAAUAAAACAACUUCUAAGUUCACCAUUUGCUAAAUUAUAAUUAUUCAUGUUUGUAAGCAAUACAUACUAUAUUAUAAUAACUUAAACAUUGUUUAUCUAUAUGAUGAGGAUUAACAUCAUUCACUAUGUAAUAUUGCAGAAAAAAACCCAACUCGAAGCUUAAACGUUUCACUACGAUCAAAGUUUGACUAAUAAUGAAAAAGUCUCGGAGAGGUCGUGUUUUCUUGAAUAAUGUGACUUUAUUAAUUCUGUUGUUUAGGGAGUUAAUAGAAACUCUGACUUCAUCUCUUAUGCAUCAAAUUCAGGUUGACAACACGCAAACAGAAUCGAAUAUUGAUAAGCAUGCACGUCUUUCAAAUAUGCACAUAAGACGAGACAUACUUAAGUGUCUAAUUCUUUUUUCUUUAUCGAAGUCUAUAUUUUUAUAAGUCUUGCACCUGGGUUUCAGUGAUUAUUUUCAUUUUGAACUUAAAAUUUAUUUUAAAAUUGUCUUUUUUAACAUUGUUUCAAUCAGUUCAAGGCCGUCUGCUGUCAGUUUAAAUCCAUUGUGUAACAAAUUUAACUCCAAUGCUUACACGUUGUUUACCUCACAAACUAGCUAGAUAUAUAGUUCGUAACACGACCACCUCGUUCAUAGACAGUUUAAAUUGUUCUGACCACGUCUUCAUCACACCCUAGAGCGUUAAGAACGUCAUUAAAAUUAUGACCUGCCUUGCCGGUUAUAAAACAUCAACCAGUGAUUAUUCUUCUUCGAGCUUUCAAACUGUUAGAUAAAACCGGCGACAUCUGUUACAUCAAGCAAGCUGGUUCUCACCCAACAUGUUCUUUAUCUUCUUUUCUUAUCUGUUGUUCUACCAUUUCAUUGUAUCCUUAAACUGCUUCAAACAAAAAUGAAUGUCUAAAAUGCUAACAUGUACCUGUCUGAUUAUUGCAGAGUUCAAUUGUAUAGAAAAAAAAUCAAAUAUGGUUGCAUAGCAUUUGUUUUGCUUAUUGAUGUCUAUAAAGGUUUUAAAAUCCAUUCCUCAUGGGACAAAAUUGGU